UAUGGAUUAAUAAGAAGAAUAACAAAUUAGCAGUGUGACUUUUAAAGAUCUUGGUGUUUGUGAAGAGUUGUGCUUAGCAUGUGAGAAGUUAGGAUAUAAAACACCUACUCCGAUUCAAUAAUAAUCAUUACCGUAUACCUUAACAAAAGUAAUUCAAUAUCAAACUUUUAGAAAGACAUAAUUGGUUUGGCAGAGACAGGGUCUGGUAAAACCUUAGCAUUUGGACUUCCAAUAUUGUAGCAUCUAUUAGCAAAUCCAUAGCCUUACUAUGCUUUAAUAUUAUCUCCUACUAGAGAGCUAUGUGUUUAAAUUUAAGAACAUUUCCAAGCAAUUGGAGCUUCUAUAGCAUUAAAAUCUGUAGUUAUUUUGGGGGGAAUGGAUCCUCUAGCUUAAGCUAAAGCUUUAGCAUAAAAACCACAUGUUAUUAUUGGUACACCAGGAAAGAUUCUUUAUCAUCUAGAAAAUACAAAAGGAUUCAAUUUAAAGCAAUUAAAAUUUUUAGUUUUAGAUGAAGCUGAUAAAUUGUUAAAUAUGGAUUUUGAAAGAGAAAUUAAUGCUAUUCUAGAUAUCAUCCCAAAAGAAAGAAAUACUUAUUUAUUUUCAGCCACAAUGACAAAUAAGGUUAGUAAAUUAUAAAGGGCCUCUCUUAAAGAUCCAGUCAAAAUUGAAGUUUCUACAAAAUAUUAGACUGUUUCUACUCUCUAACAAAAUUACUUAUUCAUACCUGAUAAAUACAAAGAAACCUAUUUAGUUUACGUACUGAAUGAAUUAGCAGGAAAUACCUCAAUUGUAUUUGUAGCAACAUGUUAAAUGGCAAUCAAGAUAACUUUACUACUAAGAAAUCUUGGAUUUUAAGCUAUUGCAAUACAUGGAUAAAUGAGUUAAGCCAAAAGAUUAUCAUCAUUUAAUAAAUUCAAAUCAAAGGAAUCUAAUUUAUUAAUUGCUACAGAUGUUGCAAGUAGAGGUCUUGAUAUUCCUUUUGUUGAUUUGGUAAUUAAUUUUGAUAUUCCACAAAAUGCAAAAGAAUAUGUUCACAGAGUUGGUAGAACUGCAAGAGCUGGAAAAUCUGGAAAAGCUAUUAGUCUUGUAACUUAAUAUGAUGUUGAAAUGUUUCAGAAGAUAGAAUAAUUAAUCGAAAAAGAAUUACCUCUCUAUCCUUUAGAGGAAACUGAUGUGAUGAUAUUUUAUGAAAGAGUUUAGGAGGCUAAUGUAUUUAAAUUCUUAUAAUUUUAUAGAGAAUAGCAACUUAAGAAUUAAAAGAUUUAUUGGAAAAAAAGGUGAAGAAGACAGCAGUUGAUGAAGAUGAUUUGGAUGAUAAAAAGAUCAAAUAAAUCAAUAAAAAAAUAUAAAAGGAUUCCAAAUAAAAAAAGGCUGGUUUCAAAAAAAGAUUUAAAUUAGAUGUUUGAUU
This is a messenger RNA of Paramecium pentaurelia, 1408 nucleotides long. The record is from the annotation of a GenBank genome assembly. NCBI's taxonomy places the organism in Eukaryota, Ciliophora, Oligohymenophorea, Peniculida, Parameciidae.